Molecule: messenger RNA, 6485 nt
Organism: Coregonus clupeaformis (lake whitefish)
Lineage: Eukaryota; Metazoa; Chordata; Actinopteri; Salmoniformes; Salmonidae
Product: ral guanine nucleotide dissociation stimulator
Exons: 17
Coding region: 1933-4365 (810 amino acids)
Biological process (GO): positive regulation of GTPase activity; Ras protein signal transduction
Cellular component (GO): plasma membrane
Molecular function (GO): guanyl-nucleotide exchange factor activity
Source: RefSeq, a predicted model, not a curated record
CAAUAUAGAUUAUAUUCAUGUCUGUAAUGUAGCUAUUUCAGAUUGAGGUCAAAUCUGCCCUGGCUGGCUGCGCACGCAGAAUUCAGCGCGAGCGGGUCGUGAGGUUUGUCUAUAUUCGCUCUGUUCUUCAUCUCAUCCGCAACCGGCUGGCAGAGAGCGACUGAUUAUUCUGCCGGAGCCGGACUACACCAAGGAACAACACUCGGACAAUUUUGAGAAUGAAUGGAUUUAUGCCUGCUUCGGUGCUCAGAAAUGACAAUCCACUCGGGCGCAGGGUAUGCUGCGAAAUUGACGAAAAGCCCAAGACACAGGUAUCCCAGCUUCGUCAAUAACAGCUCGUUGGUACCGAAACAUUCCAAUUUCAUGUUAUAACAUCGUGCGUUGUGGAUAUCAGUGAUUUUUGUCGUUUAUUUGUACAUGUCCACCGGUCUCGUUCUGUGUUUAAAUGCGUCGGCUUGGCUAGGACAUGGCUCGCUUCUCACCAUGCUAUUUAUGGGGUUGGUAUUUUUUUCUCCACGGAACAGCCAACACCUCAGAGGCAUAUGAAAGAGGGAUGUGACACGGAUUCCACAUAUCCCGAAGGAGGCUGCUUAGAGAAGAAUAUGAAAAAGCAAGACAUUGGAGAGACCAUCCAUUUUGUGUAAGGAGAAUAUAUUUUGAUGAAGGAGACACUGGGAUAAUUAUAGAAACUGGAGCCUCUGGAUAUACAUUCAUCGACAUGGGAGCACCCAGCUGUGAAAAUACAUGUUGGGCUUAUUAAUUGUAUGAUUAUAAUGACUAUAGGCUAAUGGUUGGAUCAUAUCCAUUAAAAAAUCAUAAAAUGUGAUGGCAUCUUUUCGGGAAAAAUGCAAUAGGAAAAGAUGACCCAGAAAUCGGGAUCGCCCUGUCAUCCAUCUGUGCCUUCAGCAUCAUGUUAUGAGGUGGAGUGGCUGCGAGAGAAUAUCAACUGAAUUGUACAUGGAUAUCGCUGAUUUGUAGGCCUAUGCGAUUUUUUACAUUCAUAUUUCAUAAUGUAACUGACUUUCACAUAUUUCUUUCAAGGCAAACAUUGAAUUAUUGUGUCUAUCGGGAUCGUAUCCAUUCCACUUGGUCUCCAAGUGUCAAAUGAAAUGAAUAUCUAAACGAGAAUUUAAAGGGAGCAACCUCGAUAUAAUCAAGACUCGUUUUUCGAACCAAGCAAACAUCGCGUGGCACACAGAUAGGGCGGCAGGUAGCCUAGUGCUUAAGAGCGAGUAACUGAAAAGUCGAUGGUUCGAAUCCCCGAGGCGACUAGGUGAAAUAUCUGUCGAUGUUCCCUUGAGUAAGGCACUUAACCUUAAUUGCUCCUGUAUAUGGCUCUGGAUAAUAGCGUCUGCUAAAUGACUAAAAUGUAAAUGUGGAUAAAGCAUAUAGCUGUCAUAUGAAUAUAUGGCGUGAAGUGAUGGCCUGUUGUUUUUUAUUCUAAUAUUGUCCCACUGUGAUCUAUUUUUCUAUUUUCUCAAUGUUAUUUGUCCAAGCUCCGCCACAAAUUUCUGGAUAAAAAAUCGGACCGCGGGUUUAUCACCCUAAAUGGAAACCAUAUGUGGCCCACUUGAUUUUAAACAAGUGUUUUUUCCAUUACUGAGGAUAUUUUUCUUACGCAGCCAUUCGCCUAACUUUCAAGUGCGAGAAGCUUUUUUAACGCUUAUAGUCUGAUUUUUAGUGAGUGACAUCAACAGAGGUGGAAUUGAUGACACAACUGGACACUGCUGUUGUACUCCGAGGAUAUUGCACUGUACAAGCCACGAGCACCAGGCUACUACGGUCACGGGGAAUUCGACACGUUUCAAGUGCGCUGUCAGUGGGGUUUUGUCUGUUUCGCUCGAAAUGUGGAGAGUUUUAUUGUAGGAGUGCCUCACGACUCGUCGAGAUUUGCCAGGAAAAAGAAAAGGAAGGGGAUAUGAAUCCAAGAAGAUGAUGAUGAUGCUGGAUACACAGAAUGCGACCCAGGAGAUAGGUGAGGAGGUGGAGGACGGGGCGGUGUACACCAUCACCCUGCGGAAGGUUCAGAUGCUCCACCACCACCACCACCACCACCACCACCUCCACCCUGGCCACCACAGUGGCGGCAGCGGGGCCAGUAAGGGCCAGCGCUGGCUGGGUGUAGAGACGGAUGCGGCCCUCAGCCUGUACGAGACGUGCAAGGUGCGCACCAUCAAGGCAGGCACGCUGGAGAAGCUGGUGGAGUACAUGGUCCGGGGCAACGACUCCACCUACGUCACCAUCUUCCUCUGCACCUACCGCUCCUUCACCUCCACCAAGCAGGUCCUGGACCUACUGCUCAACAGGUAUGCCAAGCUCCAGCUUGGAUCAGAGGGCCACAGACUGACUCAUGACGAUCGUACGGAACUGAGGAACACAAUAUCCUCCAUCUUGGGGGCUUGGCUGGACCAGUAUUCUGAGGACUUCUGGAAGCCUCCGGAGUACAGCUGCCUGCGACGGCUAAUCUCCUACCUGCACCUCAACUUCCCGGGAUCGGACCUGGAACGCCGCGCCUGCAACCUCCUUGCCCACUUCCACCGCCGACAGCUCCAGGAGCCCGAGCAUGAGUUGUUGGACCAUGGCGGCUAUCCUUUCACCCUACUGGAGGAGAAUGGCUACGAGGAUGAGCAGCUGGACUUCCUGAACUUUGACCCGGCAGUGGUGGCUGAGCAGUUCACCCUCAUGGACGCGGAGCUCUUUAAGAAGGUGGUCCCCUACCACUGUCUGGGGAGUAUCUGGUCGCAGCGGGACAAGAAGGGCAAGGAACACCUGGCACCCACCAUCCGUGCCACCGUCACCCAGUUCAACUGCGUCACCAACUGUGUCAUCGCCACAUGCCUGAGCGAGCGCUCGCUCAAACCUACGCAGCGCGCCAAGCUGGUGGAGCGCUGGAUCGAAGUGGCCAGGGAGUGUCGAAUCCUGAAGAACUUUUCUUCACUGCGGGCUAUCCUCUCUGCUCUGCAGUGCAACCCGGUCCACCGGCUGAAGAGGACAUGGGACGAGGUGUCUAGGGAGAACUUCCGCAUCUUCCACGAGUUGUCAGAAAUCUUCUCUGACGAGAAUAACCAUUCGCUCAGCAGGGAGCUGCUCAUUAAGGAGGGCACGUCCAAAUUUGCAACCCUGGAAAUAAACCCCAAACGAGCCCAGAAGAGACAGCAGCAACCCCGAGACCUGAGUGUGAUGCAGGGGACCAUUCCUUACCUGGGCACUUUCCUUACAGACCUAGUCAUGAUGGAUACUGCCAUGAAGGACUACCUGGAUGGAGGGCUGAUCAAUUUUGAGAAGAGGAGGAAGGAGUUUGAGGUGAUUGCCCAGAUCAAGCUUCUGCAGCUAGCUUGCAACAACUAUAACUUCACCCGCAACAAGCGUUUCCGAGAGUGGUUCUCCGGUGUGGACAAACUCACAGAGGCCGAGAGCUACAGCCAGUCGUGUGAAAUCGAGCCACUGUCAGAGUCAGCUUCCAACACUCUGAAGAAGAAGAACACAGGAAUCAUCAAACGCUGGAGCGAUCGCCAGCCGGCCAGCUCGGAGCCAGGCUGCAGCAGUGCGGGUAGUUCCCACUCCAAGUCCUUUGACCAGCUGCGCUAUGCCCCCUGCCUGGGGGGCUCGGGUGGAGGUGGAGGUGGAGGGGGUGACGGAGCGGACUCCCUGAGCGUCACCUCCGCUGGCUCCAGCAGCUCCGACGUGGAGGAGAUCAAUAUCAGCUUAAUCUCCGACUCGCCCGAUGCCCACGAGCGAAAGACCUCCACGCCUUCCGUAAAACAUUCCAAUUCCACGUUAGGGAAGUGCGGCCCCUUGCCUGACCUGGCACCCACGUUCUGGGAGUCCACCUCUCUGUCCUCCCUGGACGCCUCUGGUCUGGGCUCUGGCUCGGGCUCCAGUAGCGCCUCCUCCUCCUCCAUGUCCUCCACGCCCGUGGCGGGGGGCGGCUCCCGCUCGCACAAGCGCUCCGUUUCGGGCGUGUCCAGCUACUCGUCGCUGUCACUGCCCCUCUACAACCAGCAGGUUGAUGACUGCUGCAUCAUCCGGGUCAGCCUGGAUGUGGACAACGGCAACAUGUACAAGAGCAUCCUGGUGACCAGUCAGGACAAGACGCCGGCGGUGAUCAGGAAGGCCAUGGUGAAACACAACCUGGACCGGGAGAGAUCGGAGGACUACGAACUGCUGCAGAAGAUCUCUGAGGAGAAAGAGCUGAAGAUUCCGGACAAUGCCAACGUUUUCUAUGCCAUGAACUCCUCGGCCAACUACGACUUUGUCCUGAAGAAACGCGGCUUCCCCAAGGUGGGCCGGACCAAGCACGUGGCCAGCUCCACCCUGCCGCGAAUGAAGCAGAAAGGCCUGAAAAUCGCCAAGGGCAUCUUCUGAGGGGCAACGCCGUGUCAUGCCCACCAGAAAUCCUCGCCCACCUCCCCGCUUCCGGCUGGGCUCUCUGGGUGCCAUCUUUGAGUGCCACCCCUGCUGUGCCAUGGUAGAGGGGCCUGUUGCCAGCUCGGCCGUGUCCAGCGUCUGAGCGUCAAAGUCUCAGAGGACUAAUAAAGCUGAAUGGAAUGGAAAUCCCUAUAGGCAAAUGAACUUGCACUCGACUCCAUUUUGCGAGGCAGGCAACUGCGCUUGUGGAAGAAAUGACUCUGUGUGGAUGCUGUGUAUGCUUACCCACAUCUGACCCCUCUCCCAGGUGUUUCCUAAUCAGGCUACAACCCAUGUUCCAAGUUCUGGUCACUUCCUGUGAGCCCACAUUACUUCCUGGUAGCUUCACAGCUCUCUGUGGACGUCCUAAUCGAGAGGGGAAAACCUGAGUAAAAAUAUAUUUUUUUACACUCCUUUCCUUUCUAGACUACCAACAACUGCAUCUGUUUCUUCGACGUUCCGCGAACACGCGGACUGAGACAGAUGGACAGAUGCUUAGUACUGCCAGAUAGCGGAUGGAGACACGUUCCAACGAACCACUAAAAGGAUUUUGGGAGAGAAAGGCCCCUACUGGAUGGCUACAUCUGGUUGUUGACCAAUCAUCAGAAACUUUACUCCUUUUAACUCCUCACUGCUAAUGGGAACAUGUCCAGUUUGUUAAACUAACACUAUUCACACAAAUAGGGCAUUAUUAUUACUACAGACAUUCAAUAAUAGCUCAUUUUGUCACUACUUUGAUACGGCGGUGCUCUGCAUUUGUGCAUUGCGUCUUAUUUCUCCAAGUGGUGCUAACAGACAAUGAAAUGCUUACAGCCAGCCCGCUCCCUCCCUCCCUCCCCUUUGAUUUCAUGCCUGAUGUCUUCAGUUUCACACUAGAGUUUGAGAGAGAGGCUCUCUCCUGACAGCGAGGUCAACGUAAAACGAGUAGGAAGCCAUGUGGGCUUAAUGAUGAUGGUUCAUGGAAAUAGUGAGGCAUCCAGCAUCCAGCAUCCAUUUUGGUUCAGUAUUUGUUUUAAUGGGUGCAUUUCUGGGAAGCCAAAAAAAGCCACGUGGCCAGUUAUAGUACAUUAUGGUGACCUGAAAUGCACAAUGCCGGGCGGCCAUUGCGGCUCAAACAUGAUGGCACUAAAUGGCUUCUCCUCGAUUGGCAAUGCCUUAGAGAGCAGAACUGCCUACUUAUGGGCCGGAUGGCACAAAAUGGCUGUUGUUGGCAUGGUGACCACUCCCUCAGAUCAUCAGAAAAUUAGCAGUUAGCUCCAAGCCAUUUGAUGGACCACAUGUGUGCUAGACCCUCUUGUAAAUUAUUUGCAGACGGAGAGAAAUGUAUGUAAAAGGACACUGUGCUCCCUUUUAACUGUAAGUGUGUGUGUGGAAAGUACUCGAGCACUCAGAGAGAGAGCAAGAGAGACAGAAAAAUGUAUGUUGUAUUGUGAAAUGAACCGUGGUUUUUAAAUGUCUAGUCUUUUUCUUCCCUGUAGUGUAAAGAAGAAGAAGAAACAAUGAAAGGACUAUCCCUCUUGUUUGCUCCUUCAUUGAGGCCUUUCUUCCUUGUGUACCAGGGUUGAGGUCAACUUCAUUUCAAUUCAGUUAAUUCAGGAGAUAAAUGAAAGAGAGGAAGAGAAAAGUAGAACCGAACUAAAACAUAGUCAACUCCACGUGUGCCAAAGACCAGUGGACUAUGAUGAAGUAUCAGGUAGUUUCGGGAGCAUAGAGAUUUGAAGUGAGGGAGUGAGUUUGCCUGCUGUUGAGAGACUCCUUGCUCAGACAUUGUGUGAUUCUUUGUCUGUGACUAUGAUUGAUGAUAAUGUGAUGACGAGUCCUUGGUUUGUAGUACCCCAUGUCUAUCCAGUUCCUACAGUAUUGCAGAACUUUGGAUCAAACCUAAUAUCCCUAUUUAACAGCAGCCAUGACAGUGGUAUUGUGGAUUACAGUGUAAAACUCAAGCCUGUGCUCAAAGGGUUUUCUGAAACUAGUGACUUUUUGACUGUGACCAUGUCACACUGAGUACAGUUACAUGCACACAAUAAUACAAUUAUUGUGAAUAGUCUGAUUAAUAUAAUAGUUUGAUUAAAACGUUU